AUGGCAACAGUCCUGGUCCAACAGCAAUCAAUUCGACACUCCGCGACCCCUCCCCCCGUCUCUCCAGCCCUCAGUCUCAAUGUUCGCCCUCGCACUCCCACGAGCAUCCCCAACAAACAUAUUCCCGUAUGCCCGCCCGGCUCAGCACCGCAGGCUAUUUCACCUGUAGAACAAACCGGCGUUUCAUUGACCUCACUCCUAUACCCGCCCGAUCGCUUCAAGAAGCUCUCCAAAUCUCCUCCCAUUUACUCCAUAAAUGGCGCUACACUUGUCGCUGCGCUAGAUCAUCUAGCAACUCAACCCAUGCCAGAUCCGAAACAGGUGUUUCCCUGGCUACAUGGUUUACACCCGUUUAAUGGCGUGCAAUCGGCGUUUUUUGUUAAUAGGAAACGAUCGCUCAGGCGCAUACCGAGAUGCUUUCGUUUUUUGACGUUGGUCAGUUUAGAUGGCGAUCUUACCAAGUCUCGACUGCGAGGAGCCGUGUCUCUUGAUGAGAUUCUCGACCCCAGCGGCACAGAAUUCAUCGACGCCGACCCCAUCUAUGGAUUUUCUGUUCGCAACUUUCAUAUUCAGACCGCGAAACUGGCGCCGCUGUCGGAUAUUGUCAUUUAUGCUGAAAGAAGUGCCGACUCGUCGCAUUUGAUUGAUGCUGCGCAGAAAGUGGCAAUGGCACAGCAGAAUUGGAGGAUGAAACAUGAUCCUGCUCAAGAGACUCCUCUUUUUAAUACAUUCAUCUUAUCUGAUUCAUUCGAAGAAAUCGAACAGCGCUAUUCUGACUUGGUUGCCAUAGAUUCGCAAGGACAAAUCACAGGCAAAGUCAUGGAUUUUUUCCAAUGGGAGCGCAACGAAAUGUGCAACAUGUCCAGGACCUCUGAAAUUUCAAAAAAUGUCUGGCUAGGCCCUAGUCCUGAUAUGCUCAUGUCUUCAGACGAUCAAGACGCAAUGGAUACAAACCAGUUCGACUUGACUAUUGAAACGAUUGAUCUUGCACCUAUCCCCGGCCCCCGAUACUUGGAUGGCGUGAGCAAAAGUCUUGCGAAUGAAGAAUGGGCCCAAGGCGUACCGAUGCAGUUCCCUUCUUCUGGGAGUGUCGUGCCGCAGCUGGAACCAAACCGAGACGUGGAAGAUUUUGUGAAUACCAUCCGCUGGCUAUACUAUCUCGCCAACCCAGAGGAUCAUGGGUCAGAUAUCGAGGAGCUGGAUGAUAUUCCAAUGGACGAUUCGACCCAAAGAUCAUACAAGAUAUUGAUCCAUUGCGCAGAUGGCUACACAGAAAGCUCACUGCUAGCAAUUGCAUAUUUCAUGUUCGCCGAAGGCCUGCCGCUAGACAAAGCCUGGAUCAAGCUUCACCGUGAAAAGGGACGUAAUUUCUUUGCUUAUCCCUCAGAUGUCGUGUUCCUACGUAGUAUUCAGCAACAACUUCUGGAACAGAGCCCUGCUGCUACGAGACUGAAUUUGGAUGCUCUUUGCGAGCCAUUAUGGCUUCGGAAAAUGGAUGGUUCCUUGCCCAGUCGUAUACUUCCGUAUAUGUAUCUUGGCAAUUUGGCCCAUGCGAAUAAUCCAGAAUUAUUACGUGAACUGGGUAUCAAGCGAAUACUGAGCAUUGGGGAGCCUGUUUCUUGGUCCGAGAAGGAGAUUGAGAGCUGGGGAGAAGACAAUAUGAUGUUCAUUGGUCAAGUUCAGGAUAAUGGGAUAGACCCAUUGACGCAGGAGUUUGAGAACUGUCUUUCAUUUAUCGAAAAAGGCAAAGCCGAUAGAUCAGCCACACUAGUCCAUUGUCGUGUCGGCGUUUCACGAUCCGCCACAAUUUGCAUAGCUGAAGUUAUGUCCUCAUUGAAUCUAUCCUUCCCUCGCGCAUACUGCUUCGUCCGCGCCAGAAGACUAAACGUCAUAAUCCAACCUCAUCUCCGUUUCGUUUAUGAACUCCUCAAAUGGGACGAACAGCAGCAACAGAAACGACGAGAACCGCUUAGAAGAGAAUUAGAAUGGGCCAGCAUUGCGCGCGAGAUUGCGUUGAUGAAUAAGCCGUACUCAAGACAGCAAUGA
This is a messenger RNA of Talaromyces marneffei, 2046 nucleotides long. RefSeq lists its product as uncharacterized. Gene Ontology annotation, molecular function: protein tyrosine/serine/threonine phosphatase activity. Lineage: Eukaryota; Fungi; Ascomycota; Eurotiomycetes; Eurotiales; Trichocomaceae. The coding region runs from base 1 to 2046 and encodes 681 amino acids. The record is from RefSeq and is a predicted model, not a curated record. Gene Ontology annotation, biological process: protein dephosphorylation; nuclear DNA replication. The transcript is spliced from 5 exons.